Molecule: messenger RNA, 1518 nt
Organism: Meloidogyne enterolobii
Lineage: Eukaryota; Metazoa; Nematoda; Chromadorea; Rhabditida; Meloidogynidae
Source: the annotation of a GenBank genome assembly
AUGGAGAUCAACCCAAACAAUAUUAUUGGACUAUUAUCCCAAGUAUUUCCUGAUUCAAACAACAAAACACCAGUUAAUUCGACUGAACGUAAAUUGGCUCAAUCGCUUGCUGCAGCAAUAAAUAAUUGGAAAGAGGCUGAUGAAGUUGGGGAAGAGGUUUUGGAGGAAGCUGCUGAGAACGUAAAGGAGGAACUGCUUUCGAUUGAGGACGAGUUGGCAGAAGAGUCAACAGGGCAAGAGGAGACAACCGAAAGGGAAGAUAGUGGCGAUAUCAAUGAUUCUGUUGGAGAAAUAAAUGAUCAGAAAUGUGAUGAUUCUCGACAAGUUUUGGACGAAACUGCUUCUCUAAAUGAAAAUAAUGAAGAGGAUGAUUCACUUUCGAUUGAAGGGAAUUUGUCACAAAUUUCAACUAAUCAGGAUGAGCCAAAUGAAAAUAGAGAGAAUGUUGGAAUUUUUAGCUCAUUUGAAACGAUGGGAUUGAAGACUGAACUUCUUCGUGGAAUUUAUUCUUAUGGUUUUGAGAAACCUGCAGCCGUUCAGCAACGUGUUAUUAAACAAAUUAUAAUUGGUCGUGAUGUUAUUGCUGUAAGUCCUCCUGGCACUGGAAAGACUGCUGGUUUUAUUAUUGGUUUACUUCAGUCAAUUAUAUAUGAUGCUCGCGAAACUCAAGCCCUUGUAUUGGCACACACUCGUGACAAUGCCGUGAACAUUCAGAAGACAAUUUUGGCUAUUGGUGACUACUUCAAUGUACAGUGCCACGCGUGUGUCGGAGGCACUAAUAUUCAUGAGGAUAGGCGCAAACUUGAUUAUGGACAACAUGUUGUUACUGGAACGCCUGGACGAAUUUUGGAUAUGAUUUAUCGUCGUAACCUGCGUACUCGUUCAAUUAAAUUAUUGAUUAUUGAUGAGGCUGAUCAAAUACUAAAAAGCCAACUUAAACAUCAAAUUAAUGACAUUUAUCGUGUUAUUCAACCAAAUGUUCAGGUUAUUUUUGUUUGCUCAAAAUUGACACCAGAUUUGGAGGAAAUGGCAAACAAAAUGAUGAUAGAUUCAGUCCGUAUUGCGCUUAAAAGUGAAUUAAAAAAUGUGCAUUUUUAUAUAAAUACAAAUCCAAAAGAAUCGAAACAUGAAAUAUUGGGAGAUUUUAUUGAAACAAUGAUGCGUGUUACACCUGUAAUAUUUUGUAAUACAAUAACAACGCUCAAUUUUUUAAAAGAAAAAAUGGGCGGUGAAAUAAAGAAUUGUUUUUGUUUGCAUUCUUUGUUGAAGAGAAAGGAGAAAUUUGAAAUUUUAAAUAAUUUUCGUAGUAGUAGUAAGGAAAGGUUCGGAUGUAAAAUUUUUAAAAGUAUGCAUGAAAGAUUGGACGGGGUGAGAAACAUGUCGUGCAAGAGCGUAGAUUAUCCUCACAAUUUUUCCUCUUUUCCGUCAUUUCGGGGGGAUCAGGGGUUCGAAAUUUUCUUUAUUACGCAUCUAAUCUUUUGUCAGCAAGUAGUUUUCCAUUUUUUGAAAACUUGCUGA